This is a messenger RNA of Capronia coronata CBS 617.96, 1185 nucleotides long. RefSeq lists its product as uncharacterized. The transcript is spliced from 2 exons. Bases 1 to 1185 code for a protein of 394 amino acids. Gene Ontology annotation, molecular function: iron ion binding; heme binding; fatty acid 2-hydroxylase activity. The record is from RefSeq and is a predicted model, not a curated record. Gene Ontology annotation, biological process: fatty acid metabolic process; lipid biosynthetic process. Lineage: Eukaryota; Fungi; Ascomycota; Eurotiomycetes; Chaetothyriales; Herpotrichiellaceae. Gene Ontology annotation, cellular component: membrane; endoplasmic reticulum.
AUGCCCGGCCGUACACUCCCUACCAUCACUCGUGCAGAGGUGGAAGCACACAACACCAAAAAAUCAUGCUAUGUGACAAUCGGCGAACGUGUUUUUGAUGUAACAGAUUUUGUCGACGAUCAUCCAGGAGGUGGUGAACUGAUCCUCGAGUAUGCGGGGAAAGAUGUGAAGCAGAUCAUGGAGGAUGAGGUGUCACACUACCACUCUGAAGCCGCCUACGAGAUCUUGGAAGAAAGUCUCAUCGGAUUCAUGCCGACCGAACGCGUCCUCAAAGCUGCCGUCAACUCAUCGCAUCCUGACCAAGUCGUGCCUCUUCCCGCAACGGCAGAAGGCAAGGAGGAUCUGAAGGCGGAAGGCGUGGAUACCGACGGGCUACCAACGCGACAGAUCUUCGAGACCACCGGAAUGUCUUCUGAAGAGGACCUUUCCAAAGACACGGACCUCGAACUCGAUUGGAAGACACACAAGUUCUUGGAUCUCAACAGACCUCUAUUCCCGCAGAUGCUGUUCAGCAACUUCUCGAAAGAGUUCUACCUUGAACAAAUCCACAGACCCAGACAUUAUCGCGGAGGAGACUCUGCACCGCUCUUCGGAAACUUCAUGGAACCGCUCAGCAAGACGGCCUGGUACGUUGUGCCCAUUAUAUGGCUUCCACUGGUUUUCUACGGCUCGUACGUGGGAAUAUCACACCUCCCGCCGGUUCAAGGCCCGGCAUAUUGGUGUCUCGGUCUCUUUCUAUGGACGUUGGUGGAGUACCUGAUGCACCGAUUCCUGUUCCAUAUCGACAAAGCGAUGCCUGACCACCCUGUGGCUCUGACACUACACUUCUUGCUCCACGGAAUUCACCACUAUCUGCCCAUGGACAAGUAUAGGCUGGUGAUGCCGCCCGCGCUGUUCCUCAUUCUGGCCACGCCUUUCUGGCACCUCGCGCACGCUGUGUUCCGGUACAACUGGUACGUCGCUCUCACGGUCUUUAGCGGCGGCAUUUUCGGCUACGUCUGCUACGAUUGCACGCACUACUGGCUCCAUCACCGACAGUUGCCUAGCUAUGUGCGUGACUUGAAGAAGUACCAUCUGGCCCACCACUACCAGAACUUCGAAUUAGGUUUCGGCGUGACGUCAAAGUUCUGGGAUCUCAUCUGGGGCACGGAGCUGCAAUAUGCGAAGCCGAUCAAGUCUUCGUAA